CUUUGGGAAUCUUGUUACGCCCAGGCAUGGAGAUCACCCACAGGGGAGGGACUCUUCACACAUGUGGAAAGAGGAAUAAAUGUUGCUCACAGCUGUCUGCUUCACAGCUCAGGGUCUCUCUGGACAGCUUCAAGACACCUGCGUCCUCAUACCCGGAGUCAAGACGCGCGUAAAAGGAAAUCCGGAUAGCCUAAAGCUGUAACUAAAGUUUCUUAAAGUUUUCUAAAUGUCAGGCAGCGGCUAUAAGUCAGCGGCCCCCGCUCCGAGGAGGGAACAGAGGGGGAAAGCGGGUGAGAGGCUGAAGGAUCCCAUUAGGAGGCUCGGCAUUUUGGACAAUGAGGACAUCCAAGUGAUGAUGCAGGGCUGCAGCAUGGUGAAAGUUCGCUCUCUGAAAUGGCAGAAGAGCCGCAGCCUGAAGCUGCUGGAGGACGGGCUCACCGUUUGGUGUGAGACGACAAAAAGCUCCCUCAAAGGCAAAUCCCAGCAGACAUUUGCAGUGACAGAGGUGGACUGUGUGAGCGAAGGCUGCCAGUCGGAUGCUCUGAGGCGGCUGUCCGGGACGAUGCCAGACAACCAGUGCUUCACAGUGAUCUUCAAGGGAUCCAGGAAGAGCCUGGACCUGAUGUGCCCCUCUGCUGAAGAGGCCCAGUGCUGGGUGCGAGGUCUCCGCUUCCUACAGGAGCGUGUCACACAUAUGACACAGAAGGAAAAGCUGGACCAUUGGAUCCGUGGCUAUCUGAAGCGUGCAGAUGAAAACCAGGAUGGUAAGAUGACCUACGAAGAGGUCAGACGGCUGCUGCAGAUGAUCAACAUCGACCUGAACGAGCAGCAUGCUCGCUGUUUAUUCAAGCGCUGUGAUAAAUCCUGCGACGGCCGCCUGGAUCACAAUGAGAUCGAGGAAUUCUUCAGGGAGCUCAUGCGACGACCUGAGCUGGACGCCGUGUUCAGGCACUACUCCAGCAGCGGUUCUGUGCUUACCAUGGCGGAGCUGCGAGACUUCCUGGGAGACCAGGGAGAGGACGCCUCUCUGAAUAGAGCACGAAAUCUCAUACUCGCCUAUGAGUUUGAUGACUUGGCUCAGAAGAAGAUGUGCAUGACAAAGAAUGGUUUCAUUACCUACAUGCUAUCGAUGGAAAACGACGCCUUUAACCCCGAACAUGGUCAGAUCUAUCAGGACAUGACCCAGCCCCUGGCGCACUACUUCAUCUCCUCAUCACACAACACCUACCUCACCAAGGACCAGGUGACGGGCGCCAGCAGCACAGAGCCUUACAUCCGGGCUCUGAAUCAGGGCUGCCGCUGUGUGGAGCUGGAUUGCUGGGAUGGAGAUAAAGGCGAGCCUGCCAUUUACCACGGCCACACCCUCACCUCCAAGGUUCCUUUUAAGGAGGUCAUUGAAACCAUCAACCAGUACGCCUUUAAGGCGUCCCCGUACCCCCUGAUCCUCUCCCUGGAGAACCACUGCUCUGUGGAGCAGCAGGCUGUCAUGGCUAAACACCUUCGCACCAUUCUGGGGAAGAAGCUGCUAACCAAGCCUCUCAGCGACCUGCCCCUGAAAGAGCUUCCUUCCCCUGAAGAGCUUAAGGGGCGGAUCUUGGUAAAGGGGAAGAGGCACACUCCUCACCUUGGUCAGCUGGAAAAGAACGCAAGCUUCCCCAGCUUCUCCUCAAGCUUUGAGGAUGAACAAGGAAGCAUGAACAAGAACACGCCGAAGGGCGAUCCUGCAAAGGUCUGUUCCAAGCUGAGCCCCGAGCUUUCAAAGCUGGUGGUGUACUGCAAGAGCGUCUCCUUCCGAGGGUUUGAAAGUGCAUCUAAAUGCACCCCGGAUGAAAUGUCCUCUUUCUCUGAAAACGAGGCGCUCAGACUCAUCAAAGACUCUGGGAAGCUUUUUGUGCAGCACAACUGCAAGCAGCUGAGCCGGAUCUACCCCUCUGGCCAGCGCCUCCAGUCAUCCAACUUUGAUCCUCAGGAAAUGUGGAACGGCGGCUGCCACAUGGUGGCUCUUAACUUCCAGACCCCCGGGGAGCAAAUGGACCUCAACCAGGGUCGCUUCCUCCCCAAUGGCCGCUGUGGCUAUAUUCUGAAGCCCAGCUUUAUGCGCAGCCCGACGUCCAACUUUAACCCGGAGAACACAGGCGGAGGCCCCGGGCACACCCCCACCCAGCUGACCAUCAAAAUCAUAUCUGCUCAACAACUGCCAAAAACAAAUAUAGAGAAAGCCAGCUCCAUCGUAGACCCGCAGGUGGUGGUAGAAAUCCAUGGAGUGCCCAUCGAUAAGGCGAGAAAUAAAACCCAGCGCAUUGACAACAACGGUUUCAACCCAAGAUGGGACUGCACUCUAAGCUUCCAGCUGCAGGUCCCUGAACUGGCUCUGGUGCGCUUUGUUGUUCAUGAUCACGACCACACUGCCAAGAACGACUUCGUGGGACAGUUCACGUUGCCUUUCACAAGCCUCCGCACAGGGUAUCGACAUGUUCACCUACUGAAGGCAGAUGGUUCCAGUCUGUCCCCAGCAACGCUCUUUAUCCAUGUAAAAGUGAUCCGCAGGGAAGUUCCUGUCAAGACUGUGGCACAGCGAAUGGCCUUGGCGAAGGGCAAAGUGUGAACCAGACAAAUAUACAUUUUUCAAGAUGCAAAUCUUCAGAAUAAAUGCUUUUUCAUGGAAGAGCAUUUAAUCUGGGGGGGUUGCUGCUGCUACUGUUAUCCCCUCUCCUCACCAAGACCUCAAGUGGUCCAUUUCUGAUCAGCUGCUGCAAAUUCCCAGAAGGAAGAUCUUUGGGAAAGAUGAAGAGGAUAGAUGACUCUCAGAUGCACUGUGAAAAAAAAAAAGACUGAGGCUUAUAAAAGCAUCCUUAGUAGGCACUAAUGUUUUACUGCUGAAUCUUAAAGACUUCUCCAUAGAGGAAAUUUGUUAGUACAUUUUUUGUAAUGUAAAUUUCCAAAAUGCAACAUUUUUUAUUUUCUGAUUUUAGAGGAUGAGAGAGAUAAGAAACAGAGCACUUUAUCAUCAGAUGCUACGGUGCUGUACAAAGGAAGCUAGCCAGAAAAUAGCUCUGACUUAAAAAGUAUACUUUUUUGUAUCUUAACUCUGUUUUAUGAUUCACAUGUAUUAAUCUCUUAACUUUUUUUAAUGAAGUCUUAGAUUUUAUUCAGUCCGUCUUACCUAAAAGUGAUUUUAAUAUGUAGAUAAUAUUUAUCUGAACUUGAUUAGUAGUUGUGGCGUAUCUGCCCGAGUGUCAUUUCACAUAUUGAAAUAAGUAUUAACUGAAGUAGUGUUGAAUGAGCGUGUUGAGUCCAUGUCUCAGGUUUAAUGGUAAACUACUGUUUUUUUGUUCCCCCCCUCAAGUUUAUGUUCUCAUGUAAUGCUAAGAGCAACAAAUGUUCACAAACUCUGACCGUAAAAGGUUUAUUUUAUUUUUGUAAUUCUAACAUGUACGAGUGAAGGAAUGUUGCAGUGUUUUAUAGAUUUCAUCUUUAUAAAGCACAGAU
Messenger RNA from Cyprinodon variegatus (sheepshead minnow), 3489 nucleotides. It is a transcript of the gene plcd3a, whose product is annotated as 1-phosphatidylinositol 4,5-bisphosphate phosphodiesterase delta-3-A-like. The transcript is spliced from 15 exons. Gene Ontology annotation, biological process: intracellular signal transduction; lipid metabolic process. The record is from RefSeq and is a predicted model, not a curated record. Gene Ontology annotation, molecular function: phosphatidylinositol-4,5-bisphosphate phospholipase C activity; calcium ion binding. NCBI's taxonomy places the organism in Eukaryota, Metazoa, Chordata, Actinopteri, Cyprinodontiformes, Cyprinodontidae. Bases 227 to 2605 code for a protein of 792 amino acids.